This is a messenger RNA of Prinia subflava (tawny-flanked prinia), 2589 nucleotides long. It is a transcript of the gene CCNG1, whose product is annotated as cyclin G1. NCBI's taxonomy places the organism in Eukaryota, Metazoa, Chordata, Aves, Passeriformes, Cisticolidae. The transcript is spliced from 7 exons. Gene Ontology annotation, biological process: regulation of cyclin-dependent protein serine/threonine kinase activity; mitotic cell cycle phase transition. Gene Ontology annotation, cellular component: cyclin-dependent protein kinase holoenzyme complex; cytoplasm; nucleus. The coding region runs from base 204 to 1091 and encodes 295 amino acids. The record is from RefSeq and is a predicted model, not a curated record. Gene Ontology annotation, molecular function: cyclin-dependent protein serine/threonine kinase regulator activity.
CGGAGGGGCCGCCAGGGGGCGUCACCGCGCGGGCGGGGCGGCGGCUCGCGGGCUCGGGGCGCGCGCCGGAGCCGCGGGCCCGGACGGUGCCCGGCCCCGACCGCCCGGCCCCGCUGCGGACACCCCGGCCCCGCUCCGGACACCCCGGCCCGCCCGGCCUCUGCCCUGCCCUCCUGGGCAGGGAGCGAGGCCGCACAGACAAGAUGAUCGAUACCCUGGCGAGCGGCGAGGCUCGGGACGUGCAGGUGCAGCUGCCCGCGCUGCUGGAGCAGGAGCUGCGGGCUCAGCCCCGCGCCGCCGGCCUCAGGCUGCUGGAGGCUGCCCACGACAAUGGCCUGCGAAUGACCGCCCGCCUGCGCGACUUCGAAGUGAAGGAUCUCCUCAGCUUAACGCAGUUCUUCGGCUUCCACACUGAGACCUUCUCACUAGCUGUGAAUUUCUUAGAUAGGUUCUUGUCAAAAAUGAAGGUGCAGCCUAAACACUUGGGCUGUGUUGGACUCAGCUGCUUCUACUUGGCUGUGAAGGCAUCUGAAGAGGAGAGAAAUGUUCCCUCUGCCACUGACUUGAUUCGAAUCAGCCAGUACAGGUUCACUGUGUCUGAUAUGAUGAGGAUGGAGAAAAUCAUACUGGAGAAAUUGUGUUGGAAAGUCAAAGCUAUAACAGCCUUCCAGUUUCUACAGCUCUAUCAUUCAUUCCUUCAUGAGAAUUUAAGCUGUGAAAGGAGAAAAUACCUUAAUUUUGAGAGACUUGAGACCCAGCUCAAGGCCUGUCACUGCAGAAUCACGUUUUCUAAAGCCAAGCCUUCUGUCUUGGCACUGUCUAUUAUGGCACUAGAGAUAGAAGAACAAAAACUGCUCGAGUUGACAGAGGCAUUGGAAUUUCUACAGUUGCAUUCCAAGAUAAGCAACAGAGAAUUGACCUUCUGGAAGGAGCUGGUGUUAAAGUGCCUUACGGAAUAUUCCUCAAGCAAGUGCUCUAAACCAAAUGUGCAGAAAUUAAAAUGGAUUGUGUCUGGACGUACAGCUCGGCAGCUUAAACAUAGCUACUACAGAAUAACACACCUUCCUACCAUUCCAGAGACCACCUCAUAAUGGGAGUACAAUGAAAUGAGAAGACCAUCCUGUGACCUUAUCAACAGGCACACAAAUAUCUGAGAAACAGUCUGAACCCUGAUCUUAAUAAUGAAGAACUCAACUCAUGGAAAGAAUAUGUAACAUUUCAGACUAAAUAUCCUUCCAGCAAAUACCAGUUCUUUUCAUGAUGAAUUAAACAGCACAUGGUUCAGUUUUCAGUCUUAGUUGCUAGACUGUUUACUAGUCAGUGAAAUAACACCAUCUCAAUACAAGGAAUUUUAACACCUUAUAGUUUGUAGAGCAGCUCGUGUAAUCUAACCUUGGUUUACAGUAACUGCAGGUGCUGAAUUAGGUAUUAACUUUUCAAACCUGGUUCCUUUCUGAGGAUUAUGCAAUACUAGGAAACUCAGAUGUGCAGUAGUGCAGUGCUGCAGUGUGUUAAGAACAGAAAGACUAAUCCCAGUCAAUAUUGAUGACAAGAGCUCACUGGUGUGCUGUGUGGGCAGUACCUUGUGCCCACGUGUUCCUGCCAGGAUGGGCACUGCCCUGCUACCACAGACACAUCAAACAUCAGCCUGUGGGAAACCCCCUGGAUGUGUCGGGUAGGCAGAGCAGGAGAAAAGAGAAACUUUACUGUGCUCCUUUAGGAAAGACAGUCACUAGCACAGCAUCCAUAACUUAUUUUUAAGAGCUGUAGUUUACUGAUGGCACAAGCCAUCUCACUCAGUGUGAGAGCCUGGUGAUAACUAAUAAAGACUAAGGGGAAGAACUGGGUCACAGGUGACCUUUUCAUGCCCUAAAUUAGUCUUCCAGAGGUCAAUGCUGAUGCUGAACAGGCACAUUGUUACAGGUACACUAGGAGCAGGGCUAGUUCCCCAUCUUAGCCUGUUAUAGGAGCAAUCCAGUUAAGAAACAUUAAAGAUUGCUUCAACUCUGAUCUCUUUAAACUUUGUAAAACACAACUUUUUGUUCUGAAGACCUGGUCAUUAUUUGAGGCAUACAUGCUUCUAGUGCUAACAAGGAAGUGAAUAAUAGGAAUGUAUUAUUGUAUGUUAGAUGAAAAGAGGUUCUGGGAGAGUGUUGCUAAUGUCCUCUUGAAUUCUGCAUCACUGUGGGACAGAGGCUGUUAGCAACAGGCUUUAAACCUGAUUGUCACAUGGACUGAUGGAGUGGAGGAGAUCAGAGUGUGGAAUGAGAUGUUAGCCAGCCAACCCUUCCCUGUAGUGGUACCAGCUGAGGUGGAAACCAUUCUUGCAUAUCUCAAACCCGUUAAAGCUUUCACAGAAGGCUCCAUACCAAAGCUGUCCACUGGACUAAUGCAGUCUUCUCCUGAGCUCACGGGAGUGACUGCACUGCAGAACAGGGUAUCACACCUGUCGUGCUGCCUGGGCAUGGUGCUGACCUGUGCACAGCGAUUCAAAGGUGUCUCAGCCUGCUGGGAGAGGAUGCACUGUGCAAUUCUGAUUGUCCUGUCUCGAGAUAUGUACCUUUAAAUUAAACAUUGAAAUGUGCUGAA